CGCAAUUCACCUUGCCACCGCCCACUUAAAACUCACCUCGGCGAGUGCAUAGUUUCCUUACCAGUCUGUCCUCAGUUCAUUGUCAACCAACUGUCCACUGAUUCUCGAGUUUGCUUCAGAAUAAACAUGUUCAGAUCAUCAUCAUCAUCCUCAUCAUCGUGAAAGUGGUGUAUAAUGUGCGUGCAGUGAUUUCGUGUCGCGUUAUUAAAAGGACACUAUAGGACAAUAAAAGACGCGGCUAGCUCGCGUCAAUAAUAUUAACCACGGCGUCUCCAGUUGCAAUGACGCAACAUAGCGACGCUUCUAGCGACCGUUCUGAGGUGUCAGUUACACCACCACCUCCAGUUUCGAAAAUGUUGGAAUUCGCUAGUCACCAAAACCUGAGCCUUUUUAAUUUGGAGCAUCGGAAUAUGUUGGCGGCACCUUUAGCGGCGUUACAUUCAAUGGCCGAAAUGAAGCAACAUCAAAACCAUCUGAGUCCUCCUGAUCACCUUCAUGGCCACGACAAAAGUGAAACUGAUCUACUCUUGGAGAGAACUAGCCUGCAUAUGGAAAGAGCAGGUCUGACAUCGCGAAGUCCGCUUGGAGCGACAAGCAAUAGCAAUAGCUCACAAGGAGCCAAUCCCCAUGGCAUAGAUCACAUACUCUCAAGACCUUCACAAAUAACCACUGGGCCUUUACAUUUUCCGCAUAAUUUAGGAUUUACACAAAAUUCUUUGGGAAUGACUGCAAAUAGUGCUCAAAAUGCAGCGAAUCCUGGUUUGAGGGGUUUCAAUAUUGCCGCUGCUGCCUUUUUCCAUCAUCAUGCUGCAAACUCAGUUAAUAAACCUCCAGUUGAACUGGGGAGAACUGCCGGUGGACUUUAUUGGCCUGGAAUUCAAAGUCUCAAUCCUAUUGCCUGGAGAGACCGACUUGGUAGCAGUAAGUAUUAUGUUUUGUUUUAUAUUUUUUAA
Molecule: messenger RNA, 953 nt
Organism: Ceutorhynchus assimilis (cabbage seed weevil)
Lineage: Eukaryota; Metazoa; Arthropoda; Insecta; Coleoptera; Curculionidae
Source: the annotation of a GenBank genome assembly